This is a messenger RNA of Meira miltonrushii, 2073 nucleotides long. Its product is annotated as alpha/beta-hydrolase. Gene Ontology annotation, biological process: triglyceride catabolic process. NCBI's taxonomy places the organism in Eukaryota, Fungi, Basidiomycota, Exobasidiomycetes, Exobasidiales, Brachybasidiaceae. The annotation marks the transcript as partial. Gene Ontology annotation, molecular function: triacylglycerol lipase activity; sterol ester esterase activity. Gene Ontology annotation, cellular component: cytosol. The transcript has a single exon. The record is from RefSeq and is a predicted model, not a curated record.
AUGAUUGACCAUCUUUUGGGCAGACCUUCAACUCGAUUAAAGAGAGUUCAAGUUUUGCUCGUGCUAUCCUUUUGGGGAUGGAUUAUACGUAUGGGACCACGAGAUGGUCCAGGCAAGAUUCCAUUUGUGAAACGAAUGAAUGCAUAUGCUAAACGUUUCACACCAUGGCAAAUUUUCGUUUUCGCUUUGACCUCCGUUUAUGCUGUUCGACAUUUAGACGCAGUUGCAGGCUUUGGAGCGCCUGAACCUUUGGCAAGAAUGUAUUCACGUUCAUUUUAUCGUGCAACUUGGAUCAAUACUGCUUUGGACGCUGGCUUUGCAAGUGCAAUGUCAAUCAGACCACAAUGGUUACGGGAUAUCGCUUCUGUUUUGAUGUCAUUGUACUAUGUCAUCUAUGCCAACGAAGCAGAUGAGAAGCUACGCAAAUAUCGUGCCUUUUGUACUGUUGACUUCUUGCGUGCAACAUGGAACAAGACUUCCAAUCCCUACAUUCGAGCUGUCACAUGGCUUUCGUUUCAUCGAAUAUCAAUAGCUGAACCAAUUCUCCUUCCUCGACCAAGUAUAGGUCCACAUAGCAAAAGGCCUAUCCGAGCAAUGUUGUUCUACUAUAAGCCAUUGCGAUUCUUACGUGAGGAAGACGAACUGAUUAUCGAUUUUGUGGGAGGAGGCUUCGUUAGCAUGGGACCAGAACAUCAUGAAGACCGGCUAAGGCAACUUGCAGCAGAACAUAAACGUCCAAUCCUGGCUGUGGACUACUGCAAAGCACCAGAAUACCCUUACCCUUACGCUUUGGAGGAAUGCUUUGAUCUUUUUCGCAGCUUACACGAAUGCAAGGGUAGUGUGUUGGGCAUGUCAGGUCGUUCAACGUUUCGAACAAUCUUGACAGGUGAUAGUGCAGGUGGCAAUUUGGCACUUGGGGUGAUGCUGAAGAUUUUGGAAUAUCCACAAGCUCAUAUCAAAUCUGCAUAUGCUGCCAAAGCUGCUGGUGGACCUGGAAGUGCACCACCACCUUUACCAAGACCAAUUGCGCUGAUUCUCAAUUACCCUGCUACCAAUUUUGCAUUCACCAGUUGGAUGAAACCGGAUCAUUUGAAUGUUUUGCGAUCCCAAAGUGAGGUAAAUCUACAAUUGAUCGAACCGAUGAGAGGAAAGAAUGAAGGCAAGGAUAGCGUAGAUUCCAAUUUAUCUGCCCGAAAUCGGUUGAGAGGUAAAACGAGAUCAGGCGGAUCUCAAACGCCAGUGCCACAACAAACAGUGAAGCCCAACAAGAGCUAUACAUCUCUUGCUAAUCAAGCAGAAAUGCACUUGGCCGAAAGAGCAAGGAUGGCAGAAGCCGAAUCAUCACCAGAUGUUACACCACAAACGAGCUGGAUUGGAAGGAUUGAGUCGGAUGAGAUGGAUAGACAAGCAAGUACGAUGAACGAUCCGGAACAUCAACAAAGGCUUGCACAGCAACGUGAGCUACAAGCAGCAACGGAGAAGAUGGAUCUGGAGUUAAAUGAAAAGAAAGCCGCUCAAAGUACGACGGUGAACACACGAUUGACGAUGACGAGUAUGGCAGGCUACUUCCAAGAUCGUAUUUUGACCCAAAGUAUGAUGCGUGCAAUGGCAAUUCUCUAUAUCGGACCGAGACGACAGCCAGACUUCGAUAAUGAUUAUUACCUAUCUCCAAUUGUUGCUCCGGCAAAGUAUUUAGCCGACUUUCCUCCGGUCUUGUUUACCUGUGGUGAGAAAGAUCCAAUUUGUGAUGAUACAGUGGUGAUGGCAGGAAGGAUUCGACAAGCAAAGUUGGCCAGACAGAUGGCAUUAAAGAAACGAGGAGCACGAUUUGGAGAGCAGCUGCGCAUGUCUGGCAGUACGAUGGUAGAAGAAGAGGAAGAUGUGGAUGAUUGGGUACAAAUGCGUAUCAUUGAAGGAUGGUCUCAUGGAUACUUGCAAAUGUCAGCUCUUUUGCCUGAGGUGAAAAAAGUCAUUUCAUUCUUGGCUCAAUGGACUGCAGACGCAUUUGAUGAUUAUACGGAGCAUGCUCUUACUCCUGAACAGAGAAGGAGCGAAUCAGCUCGAUUGCAAAGG